CGCUACCACUUUCCCAACAGUUAAACUAAUUGUUGAAAUUUCGCGCUCAUUUAACGAACAAAGCAAAACUUGAAGUUUGGUAUCGUUUCAGUUCGCGUGAAAGUUUGUUUCAGUUGCUUUAAGAAAGCGGAAGCAUUAUGUAAUACUUAAUGCAUUUGAAAAUUCCGGAUGUCAUCAUCGGUUAUUUAAUGAAGAAGACGAGUGUGAUGAUCAAUAUAUCUGUACUGUGGUCUGUGCAACAACAAGAAAAUUUUGCAUACAGACCCGAUCACAAUGCCCAAAUGUCGUGUACGUUACACCAUAAACAACUAUAAACUUGUUAUUUUCGGUUCAGCUGCUGUUGGUAAAUCAUCACUUGUUAGAAGAUUUAUUUUUGAUGAAUUUAGGAUCACUUAUCGUCCAACAGUUGAAGAAUGUUAUCGUUAUAUGAUGCAUUCCAAGAACUAUUUUUAUAAUCUAACAAUCGUUGAUACUGGUGGCAGUCACGAAUUUCCAGCCAUGAAAGAUCUUCACAUCACAGGGUCUGCUGCCUUUAUUCUUGUGUUGUCCGUUGAUGAUGUUAAAUCUUUAAAUCAAUUUAUGAAAGAUUCCAAGAUUAUUCUUGAAAAGCGAGAAGAUGCCAAAAUAUUGAUAGUUCUUAACAAAAUAGACAAGCAAAAUCGAGCUUUCUCUGCCAUGCAGAUUAUCGGACACAUGGAGAAAUAUCGUGAAUGGAAUUCUAAAUUUCAGUAUAAAUAUCUUGAAACAUCAGCUGAAAACAACAACAACGUGAGAAAGUUGUUCAACGAAGUUAUUGACCUGCUUUCACCUGUAUGUCAAUGCAAUGGAAAGAAAGGAAACAUUUUGUAUUGUGGAUUAUCGCAAUCUUGUACGAUGUUAUAAAUGUACUCGAUAACUUAGAGUUAAUGCGAUAAAAUGACAGGGCAAACUUCCAAAAACUCUCGAUGAGAAUCAUUUAUACAUUUGGCUUGGCAGAAAGGUCGCUUUGCACAGAAGCCGUCAAAUACAUGUUGUUUUUUAUCAAUUUUUAUCGUGGAUAAUCGAUGAAUUUCUUGUUGAUCAAGUUCCUUAUCUUGUACAUGGACGGUUGCUUUCUUGAAUGCAUGAAAAUAAUAUAAAACAAGUUUAAAAUUGUCAUUUGUUUGACGCUUUUGUCUUAUAAGAUGUUUGCAGUAAGAAGCUGGUUGAACUUUUUUCCAAAGAAAUCAAGGUGCGAAAGAAUUUUGACAUGGCGAGACGUCAAUUAUUCCACAUAAUCAAUCAUUUUAACCUUUAUGCAUUGGAGAUUUAUUUCAUGUUUGAUUCGUAAUUGUAUAUAAAGAAAAUCUAUAUAUAGUGUAUAUAUUUCAAUAAAUUCAUUGGGAAAUUUAAAAAAAUAA
Molecule: messenger RNA, 1379 nt
Organism: Xenia sp. Carnegie-2017
Lineage: Eukaryota; Metazoa; Cnidaria; Anthozoa; Malacalcyonacea; Xeniidae
Product: GTP-binding protein Di-Ras1-like
Exons: 1
Coding region: 274-882 (202 amino acids)
Molecular function (GO): GTPase activity; GTP binding
Source: RefSeq, a predicted model, not a curated record